Molecule: messenger RNA, 687 nt
Organism: Puntigrus tetrazona (Sumatra barb)
Lineage: Eukaryota; Metazoa; Chordata; Actinopteri; Cypriniformes; Cyprinidae
Product: COX8 domain-containing protein
Exons: 2
Coding region: 133-363 (76 amino acids)
Biological process (GO): mitochondrial electron transport, cytochrome c to oxygen
Cellular component (GO): mitochondrion
Source: RefSeq, a predicted model, not a curated record
UUUUCUCUUCAGCAGUCUUGAGGCAGGAAACCCAGGGGUUGCACUCAGUGAACAUCCCCCUUUCCUUCUCCCUUAGCCUCUCUCUCUCAGACACAUCCAGACUUACUGGUGCUGACCCAUACAGCUGGUGGGAUGCUGACCUUUCUGAGGGGAGCUGUGCAGCCGGUGACUGUCAGCAGGGCGAGGGAUAUUGUCCAGAAACGCAACUCCAGCAUCUACAGCAAACCACCCAAAAGCAAAAUCGGACCUGGGCAAAGUUUCUUCAUCAUGUCUGUGUUUGCCGUUGCCCUCCUGGCCCCCGCAGGAUGGAUUCUGCACCACAUCCCAGAAUAUCGUCAGAGAGCUAAACCCCCACCAUCUUGAAGAACACACACCUUUGUCAUGUUCAACUUACCGGGUGUCUUGUACCACUGACAGACCUGGCUGCCUCUAAAGCAUUAUUCACCUCCAUUAAAAAAAAAAGAGACCUCCCACAAGCAACAUCACAAGUAAUAUAAAAAAAAAAGUGUAUAAUAAAAUGGCACAAAUAACCAAUAAUACAAUUGUCAAAUUAGAAGAGAGAAAUUGGCCCAAUUUGAAUCUAACAAGAACUUUAAUUCCUCGGUGUUUAAUGCCUUAGGACUGCGGCCCUUAUUACAUGCAUCACUGUAUGCUUUGUCCUUUAAUAAAGACUCUUUUUGCACCAUC